UGCGUUCCAGUAUCUCCAAUCCCUCCCCACCUCCCACCUUAUAAGCCGUUUCGAUCCGCUCUGAAUCAAACCCCAAGACCUCAUUGGUUGGCUCUCCCGCUCCGUAAAAGAAAGCUCUCCUCCCUCGGCAAAAGUUGGCUCCCCCAACCCCCCUCUCUUCUACUCUCUCUGCGGGCAGCGGGCUGCUUUUCUUAUAGUCAGUCGUGUUUGUGAUUGAUUGGUAUUGGGGGAAGCCAUGGAAGGGUCGGGAAAGAGCGGCGGGAGCUCGGAAAAAGCGGUCGGCGGAAGCGGUGGGAGGAGGCAGAAAGGGAAGGGUCCGAGGGGACUGAAGCUGAUGAUGACGGAGGGAGCAGCUCAGCAGCGGACGCCGGUUUUUGAGGAGGCGUCGGCGGCAUCCUUCCGGCCUCUCAAGAAGAUCAGGAGCCCGGAUCGACGUCAGUACUCUCCUUCUUCCUCUGAAUCCAAGCCCUCCAUUUCUUCUCCCUCCAGCUCCAAUCUCCCUACUCCCACUCCUACCGGCACGACAACUCCAGCAUCUUCUCUUCAUCCUCCUCUCUCUUCGCGGCAUAUAUUUCCCUUCGCCUACGACAAUUCUCAGCCAAUCUUGGACACAAAUCUUCUUCCUCUUUUCGGUUUCAAUCAGUAUCAGCAGCCACAACAGCAGAUGCUUUCGUUUGCUCACAAUAAUUCCUACCAGAUGGGAGCUUAUCCUCCUCUUCCUCCAUUCUUGGCUGCGGCGGCCGGGACCCAGCAGCAGCAGAGGUACCAAGAGCAGCUCCUCCGGUACUGGAGCGAGACCCUGAACCUUAGCCCCCGCGGCAUGAUGAACCGUCUGGCGGGACAGCCCGGGGGUGGCUCGCAUCCGUAUUCCGCCCUUUUCCGGCCUCCGAUGCUGCCGGCCGCCUCCACCCCAACCAAACUGUACCGCGGGGUGAGGCAGCGCCACUGGGGGAAGUGGGUGGCGGAGAUUCGUCUCCCUCGCAACCGCACCCGCCUCUGGCUCGGCACCUUCGACACCGCCGAGGACGCCGCCCUCGCCUACGACCGCGAGGCCUUCAAGCUCAGAGGCGAGAAUGCAAGGCUCAAUUUCCCCAAUCUCUUUCUCGGUCAGGGACGCGCCGGCGCCGGCGCCGGCGGCAGUAGUAGCAGAGAUGGGGCUUCUUGCUCUUCCUCCUCAUCCUCUGCUCCUGCCACCCCCGACCAAGUUCAAGCACAAACUCAGCACCACCAGCAACAUCGUGACAUCCCUCGCAACGAUACUCAAUUGCAAUCCCCAUCCACGCCGGUCGUUUCCGCUGAGGCAGCUCCGGUCAGCACGGAGGCCAAGUGGAGCAUGCCCGAGGAUUGCCCAUCGGGUUUAUGCGAGCCUCCGCCUUCGCUCGGAUCGAUGGCGGCCAUGCCGCAGAGCUCGGCGCCUGAAUUGGUGUGGGGGGAGGCUGAAGAGGCGUGGUUCAGCACCUUCGGUCCAGGGAGCUCCGUGUGGGACGACGUCGACGGAGCGAACAGACUGCUCCUCCAGUCCCGCCUCACCACCAUCCCUGAGUCGGAGAUGGAUGGCUCCAAUGCCGCAGAAUCAACGCAACCGCCGACGGCAACAAUGGCAUGCCAGGAUUUCACCACCACUUCUUCUCCUGAUCCUUCUCACCCUCCUUCCAUGUUCAUGUGGAAGGACUCCUAACAGGCCCUCUGUUUGUUUUAAUUCCUCCCUGCAAAGCAUCAUGCAUAGUUUUAGAGGAUUUUAGAGCAUGCUUCCAUGCCCAUCCCAAUUAGCUUGGCCACUUCACUGGCUGCAGAUUUUUAUAAGACAGCCUGUGAGAUUAGGAAUCUUCUUAUCUCCAUGUUUCCUUUGCCUUGACACUUUGCCCAUGAUUCCUGUUUUGGCUGCAUAUUUUUUCAGGCCAAAACAGGGUUACAAGUCCUCUUGCUGUCCAAGGUCUCUCUUUCUGUUCCCCCUUUUUUCAGGACUAAGAAACCUAAAGCUUUCUAUACAUCAUGUUCUAGUGGCCCUUGAUCCUUUAUGAAUCUUCUAUCUUGAUUCAUCUCCUUUACUUUUCCUGGUUCAUGGCAUUUGGUGCUUAGAGAUGGUAGUUUUAAGUAUGUAAAAGAAGGAAUUCCCAUGGUGAGGUAGGAGUGUCGAGGAGACAGUUUUGUGAUCUUCUCUUCUCCUAUCUGUACAGGGUUUGAUGAAAGUCAUUGUUCAUGUUAUGCAAAUUUAUGAAUUGAAUAUUGAAGCAUAUGUUUAUCCAA
Molecule: messenger RNA, 2247 nt
Organism: Elaeis guineensis (African oil palm)
Lineage: Eukaryota; Viridiplantae; Streptophyta; Magnoliopsida; Arecales; Arecaceae
Source: RefSeq, a predicted model, not a curated record